Messenger RNA from Tupaia belangeri chinensis (Chinese tree shrew), 2146 nucleotides. RefSeq names its product actin related protein 3B (gene ACTR3B). The transcript has 12 exons. NCBI's taxonomy places the organism in Eukaryota, Metazoa, Chordata, Mammalia, Scandentia, Tupaiidae. Bases 339 to 1331 code for a protein of 330 amino acids. The record is from RefSeq and is a predicted model, not a curated record.
GCUGGAUAAUGGACCAUGAAUUUGAUUUUCUGAAUCUAAACACUUCGGUGCCAUGGAUGGGUUGUCCUUGAUGGUAUUGCCAUCAGAGAGUCAGCCAAGGUCGUUGACCAAGCCCAGAGGAGAGUGUUAAGGGGAGUUGAUGAUCUUGACUUUUUCAUAGGGGAUGAAGCCAUUGAUAAGCCUACAUAUGCUACAAAGCCCUGCACUCCACCAGGAUCUUGGGUGUGCACACACCUGGCACGUUUCAAGGUGACCCAGGAUCUGAAGCCUGGUCGGCUGUGUGGCUUCCAGCACUGACGUGGCCAAUACGACAUGGAAUCAUUGAAGACUGGGAUCUUAUGGAAAGGUUCAUGGAACAGGUAGUUUUUAAAUACCUUCGUGCUGAACCUGAGGACCAUUAUUUUUUAAUGACAGAACCUCCACUGAAUACACCAGAAAAUAGAGAAUAUCUUGCAGAAAUUAUGUUUGAAUCAUUUAAUGUACCAGGACUCUACAUUGCAGUUCAGGCAGUGCUGGCCUUAGCAGCGUCUUGGACAUCUCGACAGGUUGGCGAACGUACGCUAACAGGGAUAGUCAUUGACAGUGGAGAUGGAGUCACCCACGUUAUCCCAGUGGCAGAAGGUUAUGUCAUUGGAAGCUGCAUCAAACACAUCCCAAUUGCAGGUAGAGAUAUUACGUAUUUCAUUCAACAGCUGCUAAGGGAGAGGGAGGUGGGAAUCCCUCCUGAGCAGUCACUGGAGACCGCAAAAGCCAUUAAGGAGAAAUACUGUUACAUUUGCCCUGAUAUAGUUAAGGAAUUUGCAAAGUACGACAUGGACCCCCGGAAGUGGAUCAAACAGUACACGGGUAUCAAUGCGAUCAACCAGAAGAAAUUCAUUAUAGACGUUGGUUACGAAAGGUUUCUCGGACCCGAGAUAUUCUUUCACCCUGAGUUUGCCAACCCAGACUUUAUGGAAUCCAUCUCGGACGUCGUUGACGAAGUGAUACAGAACUGCCCCAUUGAUGUGCGCCGCCCGCUCUAUAAGAAUGUCGUUCUCUCAGGAGGCUCAACCAUGUUCAGGGAUUUCGGACGCCGGCUACAGAGGGAUUUAAAGAGAGUGGUGGAUGCGCGAUUAAGGCUUAGCGAGGAGCUCAGCGGCGGCCGAAUAAAGCCUAAGCCCGUGGAAGUCCAGGUGAUCACUCACCAUAUGCAGCGCUACGCCGUGUGGUUCGGAGGCUCCAUGCUGGCCUCGACUCCGGAGUUCUUCCAGGUCUGUCACACCAAGAAGGACUACGAGGAGUAUGGCCCCAGCAUUUGCCGCCACAACCCUGUCUUCGGAGUCAUGUCUUAGGGUCUGCCUUGGGGUCGUCGCUCGACCACGGCGUGUGGGGAACAAGUGUCCUUCGAACCCAGAGAAGACUGCAGUCUGUACAUAGCGACGCUGGCGUCGCCGCCAGCAGCCAGCUCCACCGCCCAGUGCAUGAGGCCCUGCGCAGUCGUCCAGUCAAAGCCAUCCCCUCUCCUGCUGACUGGGGCCGCCUACGCCUUCUCCGCCUUCUCCGUCGCCCUCCCGCCCCCGUCUACCCCCUCCCCCGAGCUUCUAGGUGACAGGUGCAGUUCUGGAGGAGUUCAAAUACGACUUUCCGUGGUUAGGGAAAAGCCCGCUAGAAAACGGUGCAGAGUAGCUCCCCUGCUCCCUUCCUGGGAAAGAAUGUGGGGUGUCAGCCCCUUCCCUCCCGCCUAUUUUUGUAAAUAAAAUGUUAUAAACUUGAAAUACAAAUCGAUGUUUAUAUUUCCUAUCAUUUUGUAUUUUAUGGUAUUUAGUACAUCUGGCUGAUUCUAAGCACGAAUAGAUGUCGGUGUCAUGGAGUGCUGUAGUGCAGUUCUUAAUCGUGAGGCAUGUCCGACGUCCGUAGGCGAACAAAAUACAACCGCACACUUUGGCCACGUGUCUGCAAGAGAACGACCGCACUUUAUGGGAGUGAUGUGGGUGUGGGCACGGAGCGGUGCUGUAUGAGAAUUACUGCGGAUAAUGCUACCUUUCCGUUUCUUCUGUUGGAACUUUCUGGAACUGUUUUAUAGAAGAUGACGGUGUGUUGUUGGUGAGUGUUGGAUGAAAUACUCCUUGCAGCAUUGUAAUAAAAGCUGUUAGAAUCUUUAUAAACA